AUGGAGACUCGUGACAGCAUUGUCCGCGGCCCUGCUGUUAUUGGGGUUAUUGUCUUUGGAGACCCCAAUGAGGAACUGCACAUUGAUAGGACCGCGUCGCUCGUUUUUGCCUUGUUCUUCAUCGGAAUAUCCUAUAUAGGCUCGAUCGCGAUCGCUUAUUUCCAACGCAGGCGCAAAUUAUUCCUCCUCCGAUCGUUGUUUAUGCCCUUUCUGGUCGUGAACUUGAUCGCACUAUUCAAUGUGCUAUUCAAUAUUCUCAGUCGCAGCCUCUUUCCGUUAAACGCGAUUCGAGUAAUCGGUAUUGGCCUUCCGAGCGCUUUCAUCGUCAUAUAUGGUCUCGCAUCUUUCUUAAUCUACCAUGAAUAUGGUCCCAGUCAAGGCCAUCGGGCUGAGGACGGCACUCCUCUUUUGAGUCAGGAAGAGAUGCAGCGUCGACAGCUGCUUCGCCUGUUACAAGAGCAGGGUUCUGGUGCACCAUCUCCAAACCCUAGUCAAAUUAACACAACCUAUCGGCUCGAGACCGUCCCUGGCCUCGACCCAACCCCAAAGACUUGGGAUCCUCAUUUGAUUCCCCCGCCAUCGACGACUUGGAGCAGCUUGAGUCGAACCACGACGUGA
Penicillium cataractarum is the source of this 618-nucleotide messenger RNA. RefSeq lists its product as uncharacterized. The record is from RefSeq and is a predicted model, not a curated record. The coding region runs from base 1 to 618 and encodes 205 amino acids. NCBI's taxonomy places the organism in Eukaryota, Fungi, Ascomycota, Eurotiomycetes, Eurotiales, Aspergillaceae. The transcript has 3 exons.